Paramuricea clavata is the source of this 3075-nucleotide messenger RNA. NCBI's taxonomy places the organism in Eukaryota, Metazoa, Cnidaria, Anthozoa, Malacalcyonacea, Plexauridae. The record is from the annotation of a GenBank genome assembly.
ACAUAAAUGAGGGAGCUGCAAUUUUAUAUUAAGGACAUAUUUACAUCUUGUGUAGGCCUAUAGAUUUCCUUGGCAUGGAUCAUGACCGCCUGGCUAUCAUGUUUGUGUUUGGAGCUGCUACUGGAUCCAUCGUGCUUCUUCUGAUCUCUCGAAACAUUUCAGGACACAGCAAUGUUUGGGAAAAAGGUACUAGUUUUCAUUCAUACCCAACAAUUAGCAGGUACAAAAGAUGGUUUGCAGUUAGCAGGUGUGACAAAUGAUGCAUAUAUGUACCAUAACUGGUUAGCCAUAGCCAUUUGUUAGCGUGUGUAAGUUUGCAGGUGGCGCAUAGUGAUGGCAUCACAGUCGAUUAGUGAUGAAAUGUCCCUCAGACCUCGAGAGGUUUAGUAAAAAAGUCCCUUGGCGCGUUUUUCCUAAACCUCUCUCGGCUUUCGGGUGCAUUUAAUCAAUAAUCGACCUGAAUGCCAUGCUAUAAUUACUUGUGAUAAAACCACAAAAUUCACCAAAGAUUGUCUCGUAUAAACACUUCUUGUUUAGUAUUAUAUUCUAAACUUGAUUUAUCAGCGUUCUCUAUAUCAUAGAAGAUCCUGGUGUUUAGUAGGAUCCGCUACCGAAGCCUUAAUGAGUAGCCCAUUACAAUAAAAUUAAGGAAACAUUCAAUGAUACACACUCUUGAGCCUGACAUUUCUCAUGCAACCGCUAUCCUCCCAUGUAUGAAAGUUAACUGCAAGACUUAAUUCUCAUGCAAUUCGUAUUUUCGUUUGACCAUGCAUGUACGCUUUAACAAAACAUUCUAAUUAUCUUCUAGCAUUUCUUCUCAUUGCAACCUGCAUCGAAUAUGCUUUCCUUUAUUAUCCCUACUUUGGAUGUUUGGCAUCAUAUCACAGAAUAAUUGGAGCAUUGAUGGGACUUCCUUAUGCAGUAAUUUUGUAAGUAGAAGCGACGUACGUUUUUACGCCGACUGGAAGUAAAUCGCACCAUUAUAGAUGGUGCCAGUGCAUUUUGAUGACGAAUCGUGGUGUGAUUAUUGUACUUUUUAUUGUAGCUUUGUUGUGAUCUUGACCGCAGGUUUGCAAAAAUGUAAUGUAAGUUAUUAUGAGCGUAAAGUCCAUUUUAUUGUAGCUACUUGCGCAUGCAGAUAAUGUAUAUGAUUCGAGUAACAGUGUUAGUAUGUUUGUUGGUGGUGACAAAACUUCGGUUGGCAGUGAUGCAACCACCUUAAAAAUACAAGGAAAAAUUCGACGUUUAGAGCGAAGGCCCUUUGUCGGAAAAUUAGUGGUGACUUUGAUAACCAACUAACGACAGCAAUACAUCCCCAGGGUGCGUUAAUUCGCUUACUUACGUACCAGAGGUAAGUCAAUAUUAUGGUCUGGUAGAUCUUCAUUUUAGCCAAGUAUCACGUACGUAGGAACGCGAAACGUAUUCAAUACUGUAAUUUUGCUGGUAUAUGUAUAAGUCUGACAUGUCUUGGCAUCAAACAUAAUUGGACAGAUGGCACUGAGAAACGUUUGAGUGGAUUUGAAUAUACUUAUAUGUACUUUAUCAUUAUGUACAUUACUUUAAAGACGAAGUGCACAUUGAGUAUUGAGCUUGUACUGGCACAAUGUUUAACUUGGCACAAGAAAAAUUUUACAGAAAAUUUUCCGAAAAUAUAUCAUUGUUAAAAGAUGAAAAUUUUCAACUUCAAAUUAUUUUUUUUCGACGGAAAAUUUGCGUUGGCUAAUCACAUUUUACAAAAUUUUCUUUCUGCGGAAAAUUUUUCUCCGUGGAAAUGGGUCUUAAGAAUAUUGAAUUUUCGCACCCUGAUAUACUACAGUUUGAGGCCGGUUGUAUAGAAACAUAAUAAAGUUAAUUAUGGUUACAAAUUUUUCACCUGUUAGACAUGAAUCUAUAUCCAGUAAAUCCUGUAAAGGUUGAUUAACGACCGCUGACAAACAUUUUGAACAUGAUUAUGGACUCGUUACUAUAGUUAUACGCCCAAGUGCAACCAGGCUUUAGUUCUUGACUCCAUGUGUAUUUCAAUCAUUAGGGCUAUACGACGCAUGAAUACGCUGCUUUAAUAUUAUCUAAUGUGCCAGUGAUAUUAUGUCAUCUGUUUAUUCUGGGAAAGUUUGCACUCGUACUUUAUAAGGAAAUCAAAGAGUACGGAACAUGCGGAGUACACUUCUUUUUUCGGAAGGUAAGUUUUGGGUUUGCACGACCGCAAAUCCUCACUAUUCAUUGAUUCAUUCAUAGACCUUUAUCACGUUUUGAGUAAAUUUCAAUAUGAUGUUAGCAGGCUAUAAGUACCAGAAAUGGCUAGGCUAUCACAUUUCGUGCCUUCUGAUUGGCUACGCUACUAGUAGGCUAUUAGUGAUAGCCUACUAAUAGAAAAUUCAAAAUGGCGGAACAUUCGCGUUUUGCACUUUUGCCGAAGUGUCUGAUGAUUUUUUGGACGACUUGUUGAACAACUCUGUACUAAAAAACCCCGAAAAAAAGCAACAAAAAUAUGGAAUAGGAAUUUUUAAGGGUAAGAAAAUAGACAAAAUAACAUACACUCAAUGAAAUUUUAAAAUAAAAACUAAAUUUUGUAAAACUCUUUACGCGAACAAAAACUGAAAUAUUUGUUUACCUUUAAUGGUUUUAUAAUGUUUUUUGUGUAUUUUUGUAUUGUGUUUGCAGCCUAGUUGUAAAUUAAUGUUAAAGUUUAUACUAAAACAAUUAGACAACUCGGCCUCGUUGUAUAUGAGCAAAUAGUCAACUCGGCUUCGCCUCGUUGACUAUUCGCUCAUAGACAACUCGGCCUCGUUGUCUAAUUGUUAAUUGGCCAUAAGGUGCCUUUAUAUUUGCUUUAUAAGGUGCUUUAUAUUCAUAAUACUGCUUUUCCUCUCUUUAAAUUCAACAAGCGUCCCUAUUUUGAAUUCACGACAUUUUUUAUUCAAUAUUUUGAGCCAUCGCUUGGAAGGUGACUGUGUGUCUUUAAUUAUCAUUUAGGAUGAACAUUCAGAAAUGCAAGUGAAGUCGGUCCGACCUUGGUUGAGAGAUUACGUUAAGGAGCUUGUUAACACAAAGUAUGUAGAUACAAUGAGUCGAUAA